This is a messenger RNA of Alternaria alternata, 739 nucleotides long. RefSeq lists its product as hypothetical. NCBI's taxonomy places the organism in Eukaryota, Fungi, Ascomycota, Dothideomycetes, Pleosporales, Pleosporaceae. Bases 206 to 655 code for a protein of 149 amino acids. The transcript has a single exon. The record is from RefSeq and is a predicted model, not a curated record.
GCUGUGAUCGAUUGAGGUCCACACAGAUGGCGCUUAGUUGCAUACGACUCGAAUGUAGUGCUCAGCUUUGUGGUGAAGGCUUUUGUUGGCUGCAAUCUUGCUCUGUCUGCAUAAUUUGGCUCAUGGCCUACCUGAAUAGUUUUAUUGAUGGCUCCAAUUUGUAUACCAACGCUGCGACAGCCAGGCCGAGUACGCAAGCACAGUCAUGGCCAUGCUACCCACCAUUGCGGGAUCUACCGUCCGCAUGCCUUCGUUAAAUCGUCGCACCGCUCAGAUCAUCACGACGUCGCUGGUAAACUCCGAUGCAGACAACAGCCGCUCGCUCUCUACUCCAACCGCCAUCGGAAUCGGCGUCGCUAUAGGCAUCGUCGGUACCAUAUUCAUCCUGACUAUAGUACUAUUACUUCACCGCGCAUGGAGACUCCGUCGCCCACAACCAGCAAGACGAUACCGGCAGGCCAAGCUAUGGAAAGGCUUUGAGCCAGUGACACCUAGCGCGGCAAGAACGACCUUUGUUGGAGCCAGAAUGACGAAUAUAUACCUGACAGAGUUACCGACACCAGUCACACCUGCGUUUCUCAUGAGUCCGCCGCUACAAAGAGACCAAGAGCAUGGGUACGAGAAUAUGGGUCGACGGCACAGCGAGCCCGCGUGAUGGCAAUACAUUCUUUGGGCUACGAAUCUAGUACUUGCCGUGUACUGCUUCCAUGGACAUACUCCAAGUAUGCAUGCCGUCAUC